GGCUCGCUGCUGAUCUACGACGGGCUGUCCGUGCACGCCACCGUGAGCGACGUGGCGGGCGUGAAGUUCGCGGACGCCUCCGACAGCCUCCUGAACCCUGCCAACGUCAUCCUCGCGCAGAUUCUCGCCAAGGGCUUUCGGGCGGGGGUCGACGGAUGGGGCGCUCCCUGGGGCCGGUGGUGGGCCGGCUGAGCGUGCACGGGCAGUGGCACGGCUUCGCGCUGCUGGCGCUCGGGCUGCUACUGAUCUCGGAGCUGCUGACGACCUUCGUCCUCGAGAAGGAGGGCGCUCCCGCUCCAGCUCGCCAGGUGGGGCUGGAGAUGGCGACUAUUAGCCAGCGUCACGGAGAUCCCCUUCUGACUCAGGUCGAACCGUCGAGCCCGUCGAGCCCCGACUCGGCCAGCCUCCCGGCAGAGGCCGUCGAGGUGAGGAGACGCAGCGUCGAGCUUGUUCGGAGGUCGCAGCUGAGCAUAACGUCUGUGGAGAACUUAUCCACAUCGUCGUGGGAGAGUUUCCGCACUUCCGAGGCCUGCUUGGACUUCGCGCGGCUGAAGCACGGCGACUCAGAGAAGCUGAUGCAGGCAUCCCGCGCGCUUGCCAUGACAGUGGCAAACCAUCCUCAAGUGGGGCUUUGGCUGGCAACAGCCCCCCAGGAUGUGUGCAUCAUCGCUCCAGCUUACAGGAUGGUGCCAACAGCGGGAGCUUUCAUGGCCAUCGAGGUCCACAAGGAGCUCUGCUCGAUGGGAGGCGGGAAGCCAGUGAGGAUCUUCCAAAUGAAGCGACGUAGUAUUACAAACGGUGAUUUUGCUACUAUGGACAUGAAGAGUCGGAAGGCACAGCUAGCCAACCAGUUCUACUUGGACGAUUCCGAUGCGUCUGAAGUGGAAGGGAAGUAUUGCCUUGUCAUUGACGACGCGAUCAUGUAUGGCACUCAUGCCCAGGUGGCCAUCCACACGCUGGAAAACUAUGGUGUCGCCAAGGACGCCAUCAUCUCCUUCUGCUACAUUGCCGCCACUCCCGAUCUACUUCUUUCCAAUCCAACUGUAGAGCACGACCUCAACGUGGCAUUCACACCUACACUGGAUGCACUGCAGGGAAUAUUCGGGCAGGCUCAGCUCACCUUGACAUUGCGCUUGGUCAAGCUUCUCUUGAAUUUGCCAGCGGAGACACUGAGCGCGUUGAUUGACUGGAUGGCUGUUGCGCGGCCAGAUGUCUUGAAGGUGAUAAGCAAGGCAAUUAAGGAUGAGGGUCUGAAGGAGACCGAGCUAUUGCACUCCAGAACGGGUUCGAGUCAUGCAAAGGUUGCGGCUGCAUCAACGAAGAACGUGGUCGAGCCAACUCCUGGACCGCUGGCGCCGGCGGUGCUGGUGCGGCAUGGCCAAUCCGUUGCCAACGUCGCCAAGGAGUCCAAUGUCUACGAGUACCUGUACAGGAAAUUCGCAGAUCCCUCUCUGGUCGAUGUCAGGCUGACUCCGCGCGGCGAGGAAGAUGCGCGCCGUGUCGGUGCGGAGCUUUUUGGAGAGGGCGGUGUGGCCCCAUCCGACAUCGGUUUGGUCGUAUUGUCGCCUCUCUCGCGAGCCUUGCAGACGGCCUUGCUAGCACUUCAGGCAGCUGGCGUGACGCUGACGGAGCAGUGCCGUGUGGUUGCGCACCCGUUCGCGGCGGAGCGCUUCUUCGAGCCGGACAUAGCCGAGAACUUGCUGGCAUCAGAGGUGUUACCAGGCAAGAUUGCAGAGGUGGGCGGUCGCGGUGUGGAUUUCAGCCUCUGCCGCGAGUGGGCCGUUAAGGCCCGAUUCGAAGCCAAGCCCAGGCGGCCCGUGCGGACAUCGGAGGCCGAGACGGCACAGAACGUAUCCGCGCUGCGGGACUUCGUCUCGUCCUCCACUCCGGCCGGCACUGUGGCCCUCGUCUUCUGCCACUGGGGCGUCAUCAAGGCGCUGUCGGGCCAGGAGGUCGACCCUGGUGCGGCUUUGAGGACAGAGGACUGGCGGGAUUGGCGUCCCGCGGUCGCGAAGCGAUAGGCUGGCGCCCGACUGGGGUUAGCGACACCCACGUGAUGGUGACAUUGAGCCCCCUCCCUCCUCUUCCUCCGUCCUCCUCGCUCUCCUUCUCCCCCGCACUUCCCCCCCCCUCUCCUCCCCCAUUCGUCCUCCUUGCAGGCUCCUCCUGCUCCUCUCCCUCUCCCUCGAGUGGCGUUCGAAUCCACCAUCCUUCUGUUCAUGGCUGCCCCGACUCAUGGCCGCGGCGCUGGGAUAACCAUCGCGACGGUCCCGUCCGCUUACUCAGCUCUGCUCUACUGAGUUCGACUGCCGCACAGGACUGUGAGCCCGAGGCUUUAGCAGCGCGCAUCAUAAUAGGAUGUGGGGUGGAGGGGUGCGCAGCGCUUCAAAUGCACAAUGCUGCCAUUACUGGAAGGCUUGGAACCUGCAGUUAGCUCAGGUCCAGUGAAGCCCGCCAGGCAUCUCAUCAGAGAUUGGCGGGCGCUGGACACAUUUUUCACGAAGCGUUGACUGGCGUCAGGAAGUCCAGUGCCUCAAGUGCAGAAGCGUAGAUCGCGACUGUCAGAGGAUACUUGGUUCAGUUCUGAGCUGGUCCAUCGCAGUGACCUCUGCCAAGAGCAUGGGCUAGAUCUUUGGAAUUUUGUAUAUUAUUAUAGUCGUAACUGGAGCGUGUACGUUGCAAGGUCUACCCGCGCACGGCGGAAA
Molecule: messenger RNA, 2705 nt
Organism: Prorocentrum cordatum
Lineage: Eukaryota; Dinophyceae; Prorocentrales; Prorocentraceae
Source: the annotation of a GenBank genome assembly